Amphibalanus amphitrite is the source of this 4961-nucleotide messenger RNA. RefSeq names its product integrin alpha-PS3-like. Gene Ontology annotation, molecular function: integrin binding. Gene Ontology annotation, biological process: cell adhesion mediated by integrin; cell-matrix adhesion; cell-cell adhesion. Bases 395 to 3673 code for a protein of 1092 amino acids. The transcript has 19 exons. NCBI's taxonomy places the organism in Eukaryota, Metazoa, Arthropoda, Thecostraca, Balanomorpha, Balanidae. Gene Ontology annotation, cellular component: external side of plasma membrane; integrin complex. The record is from RefSeq and is a predicted model, not a curated record.
AGACUGACAGGGGGUGGGACUGCAGCGAUCAUCCGCCCUCCACGUUCCGUCAUACCUGACGGGAGGUCCGUCCGUCCGGUAGGCCGGCAGCGGGCGGCGGGCGCGCUCCAGACUCCUAUGACGUCACGCCGUCAGCUGACUGACUCAGCGAGCGCGCGCGGCCGAACUCCACUGGAGCCGCGCGCAGUUGUGACGCGAGCGGCGGGGUGAGGUGUUGUGUUGAGGUUGCUCGCGAGUGAAGUACGGUGCUAGGGGAGACUGAAGAGAAGUAAUCUUGCUGAAGAGUGGGGAGUCUCGAUCAGAGAACGUUCUAACCACCGAGUGUGACGGACAGUGCAGAAGUGCCUCGCUCCCGCUACGACUUCAGCUGGCCAUCACUCGGACUCUGAUAGAGAUGUGGGCGCUGACCUGGGCCGCUGGGGCCCUGCUGGGCCUGCUGACGGUCUCGACGGCGUUCAACCUGGACGGGAGGCACCCGGUCAUCUUCCAGGGCCCGGUGACGGAGCCAGGAGUGGCGCGUGGUGCCUCCUACUUUGGAUACGCCGUGGGGCUGACCAAGGCAGACGACGGCGCCUGGGUGCUGGUCGGGGCGCCGCGCGCGACGUCCACCCUAGGAAUACACGACGUGCCGAAGACCGGAGCGCUGUUCAAGUGCGGUACUCUGAGCCAGCCCGGCUGCAGAGAGGUGGUCCUGGACACAGCAGACGACACCCGUCGCCAGGGCCAGCCGCCGUUCCUCUACCAGGAUAGGAAGGACGGAGCCUGGAUCGGAGGUGCCCUCGACACCGACCCGUCGCCCCAGGGCAAACUAUCGGUAUGCGGCCCCCGGUGGAUGAACCAGAUAUCCAAGAACCACCACUACGGCAACGGCGUGUGCUACUGGAUGGAGGCCGGCGCGGCCGAUUACAACGCCACCAAGGUGGUGCCACUCGCCUACAGCGGCAAACAGAUGCUGCGGCGGGGCGGAAACAAGGAGAACAUCCACCAGUACGCCUACGGUCAGGCCGGCAUCUCGGUCCACUUCGCCAAGAACGGCACGGAGCUGCUGCUCGGCGCGCCGGGCGUAUACAACUGGAAGGGAUCGGUGGUGCGUCUCUCUGGUGACACCGACCUGAACGUGGGUGGAAACCAGCGCCGGCGGAGGAGGAGGCAGGCCGACUACUACCAAGCGCUCAGCGUGCCGCGUAUCCUCAACUCGCUCUUUACAGAGGAGCUGGAGGAGAAUGACUACUUUGGCUACUCGGUGAGCUCCGGCGAGUUCAAGGACGACGGACACACCUACUAUGUGGCCGGCGCACCGCGCGCUUCACACGGAUACGGAAAGGUAUACAUUUUCGACUUUCCUCCGAACGACCUGACUGGGAUGGAGGUGGUGCUCUCACGCACGGGCUCCCAGGUGGGCAGCUAUUUCGGCGGCGUGGUACUCGGACUGGACGUGUCCGGGGACGGCCGGCCCGAGCUGCUGGUCGGCGCGCCGCUACACUCGCAGCAGCCGGCGCUGGACGCGGCACCCACCGGCCUCGAGGAGGGCAGGGUGUGUGUCUACCAGAACCUGGGCGUCGGUCAGCUGAGCGAACAGCCCCUGGUGCUCACCGGAGAUAGGGUCAUUAGGGGACGCUUUGGCUCGGCCGUGGCCAGCGUCGGAGAUCUGGACAUGGACGGGUAUAACGAUAUCGCCGUGGGCGCCCCCUACGAGGAGAAUCAGCGAGGCGCCAUCUACAUCUACCUGGGUGGCGCUACGGGUCUGAACCCGGAGUACAGUCAGAAGCUGCUGGCUUCAGAGCUGAGCCCGGCGCUGCGAGGGUUCGGAAUCAGCAUAUCACAUGGCCUGGAUGUUGACGACAACAAAUAUGCAGACGUGGCGGUGGGCUCUUACCUGAGCGGCGAGGCGGUGCUGCUGCGCGCUCAGCCCGUUCUCCGGUUCCACGCUCACCUCAGUCCCAGCACGGACAAACUGCAGCCCACCGAUAAACAGUUUGAGGUCCGCGCCUGCAUCAAGUACUUCGGCAGACACCUGCCUAACACGAUACCGGCGACCAUUCAGAUGAAGAUCGAGUCUCGGCACGUGAUCUGCGUGUUUGACGUACAGGGCGAGCAGCGGGACAACUUCACCUAUGAGCGGCAGCUCAGCUUCGAGGCCUACACCUGCGACGACUUCACCGUGCUUAUCAAGUCUGAGAGUCCGGACUUCACGCAGCCAAUUCAGCUGAGUAUGAGUUACGACAUCUCGUCCUCGGAGGGCGCUGUGAGUGCGCACACGCACCCCUCGGCACCGGUCCUGAUCGGCACAGAUGUCACCAAGAGGGCUCCGCACCGCUCCAGGAGACAAGCCUCUCCGCUGGUGUCUGGUGACCUGUCCGAGUUUUGCGCCGACUGUCCGGUGGUGAACCGCCGCGAGCCCGGUCAGACCCAGGUCACCCUUAGCGUGCCCUUCUCCAUCGGCUGCGCGGCCGUCUGCCAGUCCGACCUGAGCGUAACGGCCGCCAUCGCCGGCGUCAGCGGCUCCACCUUCGUCAUCGGCGAGUCCAACACCCUGAACCUGGACGUGAACGUGACGAACGCCGGAGAGCCGGCCUCGCUGCCGCAGGUUCAGGUGGAGCUGCCGCCGCCGGUCCGUCUGGUGCGCGUGCCACAGCUCUGCACCGAACGGGAGAGGUCCGGCCGCGUGGUCCUCACGUGUCACAUUCGACCGCACCCGUUCCCGGCCGGCGCCGAGGGCCGGCUGAGGCUGGCGCUCGACGUCCAGGAGCUGGUACCCGGUACAGAGAGUCUCACCAUCGGCCUGAAUGUUACCUCGGCAGGAGAGGAGGUGGCGCCGGCGGAUAACGUGCGCAACUUUACACUGGGACUGAGGACAGAGGCCGACAUCGCCGUCAUUGGUCAACCGCUGGAGCAGGCGCGUCUCUACUACGACAAACAGGCCGACCGGGACGAGUCGGAGCGGAACGAUCCCAACUACGUGAUCGUCUCGCACCGGUACCAGGUGCUGCGCUACCUGCCCUCCCCCGUGCAGGCCGUCAACGUCAGCUUCCUCGUGCCGGUCAACAUGACGAAGCGCAGCGGCGAUCACGUCCGCUUCCUGGACCUGUACCGACCUGAGGCGACUAUUGAGAACCGGCGGCUGACGUGCAGCAUACAGACCGGCUACUACCUGGCCAAGGAUGGCGACAGCUUCGAGGAGGCGCCUCGCACCUGGCGGCCAAAUUACGAACUAAGUGCCGAGCAGCGCCGGCUGCUGUCCGCCGUCAAACUGCCGUACGACGGCUCUAACGGCACGACGGUGAUGAACUGCACGGAGCCGGGCGUGUCAUGUGUGCUACUGCAGUGUCCGACCGUGGCCUUCCCCCGUCAGCAGACCAGCAUGGUCGUCACACUGUCGAUGCGCGUCAAACUGCACGAUCUCGAACCAUUUGUCGGCGAGCGGGACAGCCUGGUGAUCUCCACGAUCGGCCUGGCUGAGGUGGGCGCCGUGCCGUACCGUCUGCAGCCGCUGGACGACCGGCCCGACCUGUACCAGGUGCACUCGGUGCUGCUGCCCUCGUCCCUGCAGCCGUUCCCCGUGUGGAUCAUCGUGGUGACGGUGAUCGGGUCGCUCCUGCUGCUCGCCGCCAUCACUUACGGACUGUACAAGCUGGGCUUCUUCAACCGGAGGCGGCCGGAGGGCGCCGAGUGACGUCACCAGUCCGCUACGCCAAUCGACACACUGCGAUCUCGGCGGAGCGGUGACGUCAGAGCCGACCUGUGAUGACGUCACACAGCUCCGCGGUGGCACACCACCCAGCUGGCCGCCAGUACCGUGCUUUCUAGUCCCGGCAAUGGUCCGACGGCGGAUCGGGCUGGCAGCUCAACAGACUGGGCGCGGCCGUGCUCGCCCCUCAGAGAGUGGCUGGGGCAGCCCGGCGAUAUCCAGGGCCCAGGGGCGGACAGACUGCGUAAUUUGUACCGUGCACCGUGAACCGGUGGUGCGGAACUGAAUGAGCUGGUCUAUCCGAGACUACGGCGCGGGAGAGGCGACUCCAAUCCGUCUACAGUGAAUCCUCGAGCUCCUUGACAAUGGCGCUCCCCGCCAGAGGGCAGGCAGGUCCCGAUGCUCCCCAGUGCGAGGCUGCUUGCGCCGCCGAGUCGCCGGAGUCGGACGGGACUGAGUCUGAACUAGCCAACCAGGAGUGAUUGUGCUCGAGUGGAUGGUGCCUGUGAUGGGACGUGAGGAGUUCGACAGAGUUGCCUCGGCGGAUGCCUCGGGGGCCUUAGUUGCUGCCGCAGUCCUGAUCGGACUCAACUGCGCCGAUGUGGGCGCGUUUGCAGCAGAAUGCGGCCGAGUGAGCGGGCUUCUCACAUUCCAGCUCGCGCCUGGUGGAAGGAACUGAUCCGGGGAGGGACGGACAACUGACUGUGAACUUGCCGUAGGGUUGUCAGCUAACGAAGGGACCGAAUCGCGUGAAGGUACUGCUCCUCAAGAGUGCCUUUCGAGCUACCGAGAGUGCCUCUGGAUGCUUUGAAUUACCGAAUGCUUCUCGGAGAUGCUUUUUGAGUUACAGAGUGCCUCACGGAGGUGCUCUUUGAGCUUUCGGGUGCCUCUCGGAGGUGCUAGAUGCCGUCGAAUGCGUCUUUGAGAUUUACGGUGUUAUCAUUUACCUGAAACUUUGCAAACAUCAUGCGUCGAUUCACCAGUCAUUUACAGCGAUGGGGAGCCUGUCGAAAUGUGCAGCACAAUGUCGCGCUGAUGUGAAGACCUUCAUGUUCUAACGGCGCGAUGUGAUGAGAUGAGAGAGUGUGAUUUUGUACGUUUGUAACUGUGCGAUGCAAUGUUAUGGCAGUCUGAGUGGUUUCUUUUUCGUCUGUCGGGCAGUGAUUUAUAUAUUUAUUGUCAUUCCACCCGGCGCUGGAGUGGCACGCCCGUCAGAAAUGGAAAGAAAGCGUUAUAUUUGUCUUUUAUUACAAAAUAUAAAACUAACAAUUUA